Molecule: messenger RNA, 1054 nt
Organism: Austrofundulus limnaeus
Lineage: Eukaryota; Metazoa; Chordata; Actinopteri; Cyprinodontiformes; Rivulidae
Product: dual specificity protein kinase CLK1
Biological process (GO): regulation of RNA splicing; peptidyl-tyrosine phosphorylation
Cellular component (GO): nucleus
Molecular function (GO): ATP binding; protein tyrosine kinase activity; protein serine/threonine kinase activity
Source: RefSeq, a predicted model, not a curated record
GCUCCAGUGGAUUUUAAAACAAACUGAUAUUUAUUCAGAGCAUCUUUCAGACAACCUGCUGCAGCUUCCUGCAUCUCAGAGGUCAAAGGUCAGCAGCAGGACCAGCUCCUGGUUUUACUGAGAGUUCAGAGGAACGACCACGGCUAGGGUUCCUGUAGGAGGAGCAGAGCAGGAGGAGCAGAGCAGGAGGAGCAGAGCAGGAGGGGGAACAGAUUUUCAGUUUUCAAACUGUCAGACCAGAGAGGAGAACGUGAAGGACCACCAAACCCAACAUCAGACAUGGGAAACGAUGAGUCCAACGCUGAUCCAAACUCAGAGACAAAGUCUGGAGGCUCCAUGCAUCGGACCCAGAACCAAACCCAGGACCCCUCUGAAGCUGUCUCACAUCUCCAAACUAAAUCCAGUCUCUGUGACGCUGAUGGACUGAAGGACAGUCUGAGGACAGACGUCCACAGCGACACUGAAGAUGGACACCUGAAGUGUCCCGCGGGCCUCAUCCUGAAACAAAGAUAUCAGGUGGUCUCCACACUCGGAGCGGGGGCUUCUGGGAAAGUCAUGGAGUGUGUGGACGGACAGAAAGGUGAGCGUGUGGCAGUAAAGGUUGUGAAGAAGUCAGACACGUUGUGUGCAGCAGCUCUGUCAGAGGUUUCAGUCCUGCAGGAGAUCAACAGUCUGGAYGAUGACAACAGAUUCGCCUGCGUCCGCAUGUUGGACUGGUUCCAACACGAAGGCCACGUCUGCAUCGUGAUGGAGCUGCUCGGACCCAGCACCUUCGACUUCCUGCGACAGAACCACUUCCUGCCGUUCAGCCUGCAGCAGAUCCGCCUCGUGGCCUUCCAGAUCUUCAGAGCCAUCAGCUUUCUGCACCGUAACAACCUGACCCACACGGACCUGAAGCCUGAGAACAUCCUGCUCGUCGGCUCAGAGAAGACCCAGACCGGGCCCAGCUGCUUCAACGUGAAGGUGGUGGACUUUGGCAGCGCCACAUUUGACCACCAGCACCACGAGACCCUGGUGUCAACACGGCACUACCGGGCCCCGGAGGUCAUUCUGG